CAAACUUUAACCCGGAAGUGAAUAUUAAUCAGCGUCGCCAUGGGGAACUUGUGGGGAAGUAAGAUGGCGGCUAGUGGUCGGGUCAUUCAGAUUGUGAAACCACAUCAGCGGUUAAUUAGGUUCCCAGAUAGAAAAGCUUUCCCUCGCCCCAAUGUGUAUGAAGUUCCCAAAUCGACGAAUCAUCAGGUACUGUCAAAUUCAAUCCAGGGACAGCAAUCAACAUCACCAGGCUCAGUCUCUGUACCUGUUAGCCAACUGUCUGGUCCACGUGACACUGUAGAAAUAGUAAGAUCUCUACCACAGAAAUACAGAAGGCAACCAGUGCCAGUAGAAGAAAUGGAGUACAUUCAGCGUGGAGGGCCAGAGUAAAAUCAACUGCUGCUUUGUCAUCCAUCAAUGGCUGUCAGAUUUCCAAGCUGUGGAUAUAAUUGCAAUCCUUUGAAUACACUUUAUAUUGCUAUGCUAAUUACAUGUCUUCUGGCUGAAUGGAUGUUCAUCCCAUAGUAUUCAAUAAACAUUGAAAAGCUGUUGCCAUUUUAAAAAGCUGAAGCAUCCUGGUGUAUUUCCCAAAAUAAUGUUCAUUGAUUUUCAUAGGAAAAAUUUGGUGAAGUUAAACAGCAUUUUGUAUUUUAUUUCUCGGUGUUCUGUUCCUGGGAAAAUUCAUUAAUAUGUCUUGUCCAAUUUUUUUAAGGCAAUUUCUUCUAUAAAAAUCUUCUAAAUUAUAAUUUCAAUAUGUUGAAUAUAACUGAUAUUUAAGUACCCUUAAUUGCAAUAUGAAAUAUAAGCUACACAAACAUAAUUUUAAACUAUUAAAAUUUAAUACAAUUGUUUCUAAGAUCAGAACAUUCAAAAUACAUGGUUCCCAUAUUGUGUAUUGCUGUUUUCAAAAAAUGCUAUUGAGUCUACUAAUUUGAGCCUAUGGAAUGAUGUAAUUCUGGCAUAUUGUCAGUACUCAUUUUAAAUGUAAAGUACACUGGCAGAUUUAGGUGCAUUCCUUUGUUUUUUUUAAUAAAGGUGCUAUCCACCUUUGUUUUCAUUUCAGCAGUUACUAAAGAUAAUUUUAAACCAAUUGUUGAAUUAAGCAUUGCGAAUUGCAUUUUAACAGCAGAACGAAAAACUGCUUUCAAUUGGGUGUUUUGUAUUUUAAGUUAACCGUGAAGCACUACAUUUAUCACAAAUAUUUGUAGAUCAGUGAUUUGACAAAUGUAGGAAACUAGAAAAUUAUGUACAUAAAAUGUAUCAAUAAAUGAAAUUGUUAAAACAUCUAUUAGCUGAGUGCAAGAAUUUUAAUGGAAAGAACUAUUGUACAGAAAUAUGAAUGUAAACUAUUUCCACUUACCGUCAUAUGCCUUUGUUCAAAAUCAUGAAUAAAAAUUUAGGGAAUUUAAAUAAGGAAUUAAACACCUGAA
Carcharodon carcharias (great white shark) is the source of this 1409-nucleotide messenger RNA. It is a transcript of the gene kgd4, whose product is annotated as mitochondrial ribosomal protein S36. The transcript is spliced from 4 exons. Bases 40 to 369 code for a protein of 109 amino acids. The record is from RefSeq and is a predicted model, not a curated record. NCBI's taxonomy places the organism in Eukaryota, Metazoa, Chordata, Chondrichthyes, Lamniformes, Lamnidae. Gene Ontology annotation, biological process: 2-oxoglutarate metabolic process.